Patiria miniata (bat star) is the source of this 6211-nucleotide messenger RNA. RefSeq lists its product as uncharacterized. NCBI's taxonomy places the organism in Eukaryota, Metazoa, Echinodermata, Asteroidea, Valvatida, Asterinidae. Gene Ontology annotation, molecular function: protein binding. The transcript is spliced from 12 exons. The coding region runs from base 101 to 3055 and encodes 984 amino acids. The record is from RefSeq and is a predicted model, not a curated record.
UGUUACUAUUGGAAAUGCACGUAAACAUGCAUGGCGACUCGCGACUUCCUCGAUCACAAUACAGAUUUUUUAAUAUGCCAAAGUGGUAAAUGUAUGCAGCAUGGAAGGUACAACAGAAAUGACUGAAGGGAAUCAGCAAAUGACUUGUGAAGAGACUACAGCUUCACAGGUUACACAUAUAGAUGUAGACAAUCCUCAAGAUGAAGCACUUCAUGUAGACUCUUCACCAAGCCGCAAAGAUGAAAAAGAAAUUUUGACAGAUUCUGAUAACAAGAUUUCUGAAGAAGCCGGAAGUACUUCUGAACAAUCUGAAAAUCAAUCCUCAGAACAGCAGCAACAGAGUAGCCCUUCAAGUAAUAUGGAAGCUUCCAAGUUGGGUUCUCCUGUUGAAAGGCCUGAUGGUCUUGCAGACGGGAAAGAGGACUAUACCAUUACAGAAAAGGGUGUAAUAGAACCUGAGGAGUCUGUCGCACAAGAAAGAACUUCUCAACAGCUCGGUGAUGCUUCUCCUGAUAUAGAAAAUGCUGACACAUUGGUUGAUGAAAACCAGGAGAAAAAGUUGACGGUCACAUUAAAUCUUGAAGCGGAUGUUGUUGAUGCUGACAUUCAGGAGGAUGUCAGUACCACAGAUGACAAAUCUCGACUCGACACCAAUGAUCAAGUUUUUCCAAAGGAAGUUGGCGACAGUGCUGUUGAAGGUUCCGAGAGCACCAGUCCACUGGUUGCUAUUCCUCCAUCAGAACUGAACGAAGCUAAAGAAGCAGGUUCUGUACCAGGAGUAGACAAGGUGCAGCCUCUUGUGUCAGAUCCCACCCAAGAGUCGGACAGACGGAUCAGCGUAACGGAAAGUGCUAAAGAACCAAGUGACUCAGUGACGCCCAGCAAGCCGGACACCCCUGAGACUGGGAUCUCAAUCAACACAAGAGGGGACCCAGGUCUCCAGUCCAGGCUGACAACUCCGCACCCUCCGAGCCGACCCUGGCUGGACAGGCCCCUGACUCAAGCGUCAAACAGCACAGAGUUUACAUACGACGAGAAGAAAGACUUUAGGACUCCAGACUACGAGUACGCACAGACGCCGCUGUACUCGGUCCGGGGCGACUCGGCGCUGCGGCAGGAACGGAGGGCUUUAAGCAGAGGAGACAGCACCAAGAGCGUGACCUUUGCAGACGACCUCAUGGGUAGGAGGAGUGCUAAAGCUCGUGGGGUAGAGGAGGAGGCAGAGGACGCAUCUUCAGAUGGAGAAAAUGAUGUAGGAACACCUGAUGUGGAAAGAGAAGAAACUGAAUCUGGGUUCAAAGAUGAAGCAACAGAAGAGGUCAAAGGUGAAGAUGUGACAGAAGAGAAAAAAGAGGAGACGGACAGUGGGGACCUCUUCCCAACGGCUGUCAGCGAGGAGAAGAUUGAGGAGGCCAAACUCAAGAGGAAAGAGCGAGCGGCCAGCGAUGCGGCACUCAAGGAGCAGCGCCUCGUGGGACUGUUUGGGGAACCGAGGCUUGAGGAAAGACGCUCCAUGGAAGAUGUGGUGGGCAGCAAAGCCAGGGAGCAUUUUGACAAAGGCUGCGUCCUCCUGUCUGAGCUACGCCACGGCCAGGCCGUAGUCUGCUUCGACAAGGCCAUCAAUCUCUGCCCUAGGGAGGUGCGCUACUACCUGAUGCGGGCCGAGGCUUACCUCCAGAUGUGCGACUUCCAGUCGGCCAUCUUGAAUUUCAAGAAGGCCUGCGUGUUGGCCCCGGACAAUGACGCAUAUUACACACGCUUGGCGUUUGUCUACUAUUUUCAGGGGCAGACGUUGUUUGACCAGUGUCUGUUUGCCGAGGCUCUGGAGUCCUUCUCCCGUGCGUCUGAAAUGAGACCUGAAGUCAUCGGUUACCACACAAGAAGCGUGGCGUGCCUAGCAGCCUUGCAGAGACACGGUGAGUGCCUGGCACUGGUCAACAAGCGGCUGGAAGUGGAACAUAAUAACCCAGACCUGUACAUCAUGAGGGCGCGUCUGCAUGAACUCUUCAGGAAUAGAUCCCUGUGCUACUAUGACCUGAAGGACGCCAUUGCCCUGGACCCAGGCCGGGCUGAGGCUAGCGCCCUCAUGAGACAGCUAGAGGCCAAGGCAGAGGACAGCCGUGCACACGCCGUGCGUCUGCAGCUUCAAGGCAAACUGAAGGAGGCCAUGCACAAGAUCACGAACGCGGUGGAAACCAACCCGGCAGUGGCUGACUACCACUUGCUCAGGGGUGCCCUCCAUCGCCGUCUCCACGACUAUAAUGCCGCCAUCGACGACUUCCUUCUUGCCCUGGACAAGACUGACCACAACGAGCAGAACCGUGUCUAUCUGGAAGCCCAGCGACAGCUCUUGCUGACGUACAACGACUUUGCCGUGGAAUGCUUCCUCGGGGGACACUUCGAGGAGGCCAUCAUCCUGCUGAACAAGGCCAUCAAGGGGGAGAAGAGAGAAAAGGGACUGUACAUCAACCGAGGAGACUGUUUCUUCCGUUUGAAUGAGCUUCACUUCGCCCUUGCUGACUACCACCAAGCCUUGGAGCUGGACAACACAGACUGGACUAUCCGGUCCCGCAUCGCCUCCAUUCACAGCGAGUUUGGCCUGAUGGACUACGAGGAGCACAGCUACAAAGAGGCCGAGGCUCGCUUCACUGUGGCCAUCCAACACAACCCUAGGGUGGGAUCGUACUUCAUCAGCAGGGCUAAAGUCCGCUUCAUGCUGGAGAACCACGGGGGCGCCAGACACGAUCUCCUGGUCACCCUCCACAUUGAGCCCAACAACGAGGAGAUCCUCUCCCUCUUGCCCCGCCUCUUCCCCGGCAAGCCAAUCAGUGACAUCAUGAAGAGCAAAGCGGCAAGACAGGCCAAGGCCGAGGUGGAGAACGCAGUGGUCACAGCGUCACCGGUCCGCCUGCCUACUUUGAAUGGGGAUGCAGCAAGCAAGGAGGAACAGCCAAGCAGCCCAUCACAGGCUAAAGCCCAAGCAGGGGCUGCUGCCAAGCAGGUGACCUUUGCAUUAGCCGCUGCCACUCCCCUGGUUCGGUGGUGCCGGACCUGAAAGCGUGCAUGGACGAAAUCAGCUUCAACACGGUCUUGGCAAAGAAGAAGAAAAAGAUCUCUUCCAAUGUGAAAGGCCUCCUUCAUGACAGACAAACUCUGUGGGUCGACGCCCCGAAACUUUGCCCCCAGCCACCAGCCCGCCCCUAUGCCGUCCGAGGAGGGACUUUAAACAAGAACCAGUCUAAUAUAGAUCCUGCUAUGGGGUGGCGGUCGUUCAGUGUGGGUGUUGGCCUGAAGUAGUCCAAUGCAUGCAUUUCAGCCACAGCCUUUUUGUGCGACCAUAUGCAGCCACACCCAACAGUAUUUAAACAACCAACCAUGGUGUUACAGCAACCAUAACGCCAUGCCCAAUUAUGGUGCCACACCCACCAUGGUUGCGCAUGCGCCACACCUACCAUGGUGUCACACCAACCACAUUGCCAUGCCCAUAGUGCGACGCCGAACAAUAAUACCCCACCCAACCAUGGGGUCAUUCCUAAACAUGGUGCCACAUCCAACCAUGGGGCCAUAUUCAACCAUGGGGUCAUCCCUAACCAUGGGGUUAUCCCAACCAUGGUACCACAUCCAACCAUGGUGUCUUAUCCAACCAUGGUGCCACAUACAACCAUGGUGCCACAUACAACCAUGGUGCCACGUACAUCCAACCAUGGUGCCACAUCCAACCAUGGUGCCAUAUCCAUGCCAUUGUACCACAUCCAACCAUGGUGCCACAUCCAACCAUGGUGCCACAUCCAACCAUGGUGCUGCAUCCAACCAUGGUGCCACAUCCAACCAUGGUGCCACAUCCAACCAUGGGUGCCAUAUCCAACCAUGGUGCCAUAUCAAACCAUUGCCCCACACCUACCAUGAUGCCAUUCAUAGUGCCAUCACAGCCACAGUGCCAGCCGGACCAUGGUACCAUGCUCAAGUAAAGUUCCUACAACAUCUUUAGUCCACAUCUCACGUUUCUGUGGUUGCCAUGUCUAAUGUGAAUACCCACCCACGAAGGCUGUCCAAAGUUGCCACGUCCACCAAAGCUGCCAUACCCAAAGUUGCCACUGAGGUCCCCUCAGUCUUCAGUCCUUCAUGGUCACGGUCCAAACACCCUCUUUGAGAUGAGUGUCUUCAGAAAUUGCUUUUCUUGUUGUCGUUGCAGUACAUACUUGAGUUGCCAAUCCCAACUGUGUCCGCGGCCCCCAUCACCAAGCCACAUUCCUUCCAUUCUUGCAACUUAACUUGUGCCACAGCGUUUGGCCAGCAACCCAGUACUGAUAAACAGGGUGCAUGCAGUUGGGGGUACAACGUACCUGUCAAUUUUAAUUUAAUGUAUUGUUUUGCUGCUCCCAGAAGCCAGCCUAGUGUCAUAAAACGGGAGUCUCAUAUAGCGCACAGGUAAAUGAAGUUUACGAGAAAUAUGAGACCCAUUAUGUAGCACCUUAUUAAGGGUUUACAAGGUGCUGCGGUGCAUAUUGCAGCCACUGCCAGAAACACCGGGGCAAACCCCUUCUCUUGGCGAUAAGUGUUACUGGGUUCUUUAACGUGCAUUACACAACACACGGGACCUACGGCUUUAUGUCCCAUCCGAUGGACAAAGCAAUAAUGGUAAAGUGCCUUGCUAAAAAACACAUACACCAUGUUCCCUGUCAGGAUUCGAACCCAUGUACCACGGCACAUGAGUCGAACACUGUAACCAUUGGACCACAGCACCCCAACCCACAACAUUUUUGUACCUGUCUCACUACCCGAGUGUCAGUAGCCUUGCCUAGGUUUGUUUUCUAACUCUUGCAGUCCUGCGUGUUUACCAAAUACUUGUUGACUUAAAUAUAUCUACCAGAAAGAAAGCACCCGAGUACAAACACCUUUUUCCAAAGUGGGAGACUGCCAACAUAGGGCUACCUAAGAUUGGGCAAGACAAGUACGCUUUUCGUGCGGGUUCGAUGUCCUGCUCAAUAGAUUAAAAAAUUAAAAGAAAAUGAGUCUGAUUUUUUGGAGUUGCUGAAAUCGAUUUUAAUAUUCAAUUGAUUUUAUAUAAUUGUAUCAUAAAUUCUUUAAAGUUGCAAACCCACAUUUGAAUAAGCGAAAAAAAUAUAUGUACCAAGUAAGCUAUAUUAUUGGACCAUUAACCCAUUAUUCCCUGAACCGCCCCAAAGCGUCCUGCCUGUUACUCCUUGUACCGCCCAAAACCGCCCAAGCACUCGUGGUUUGAUGGAUACAUCAAGGAGUAGAUAAAGUGUAAACAACUAAAGGGUUAAAGAAGUGUUCAUCAUGUGCUUAACCCUAACUCCUUAGGGUGAUUUACUAGGAACCUUCCUUAUCCUUUCUCUACGCCUUGAGCAUCUAAUCAAGAUGGAUUUGGCGCAUUAUAAAUGCUCUUUAUUAUUAUUAUCCUUGCAGAUCACAACACCAUAUGGUAAACUGCACAUAAACACUUGGAUCUCAUUUGUGGUAUGCCUAAUCCCACCUAAAGCACAGUCAGUUUUGUCAGUGCAGUACUUGUCCCAACAGAUCCAAACAAACCCUAGUGUGGGAGAUUGGCUAGUCGGGGAUCGUUAGGAUCAAUGGUGUAUUGAUACUGCAUAUUCAGAAGCCAGCCAAAAUAAAUGAAUUUAACGCAAGGAGAUAAAAGUGAAAAAAUGCUCCACUGAAAAAUUAAACGAGUUGUAUAAAUACAUGAUUACUCAGACAAUGCUUACGUAAUAAAUAUCCUCUGUCAAAAUAUACAAAUUGUUCUUAUGCCUUUACACUGGUAUUGCACAGUCAACAAGAAAACAUUGUUUUCAUCAGCACCAACAGUUCCGAACAGAACAAGUGAGUUUAUAAAUGUUAAUUAAAUCUUACGAAUAAAUGGUUAGUGUCACAAAUAAGAGUUGUUAGUUUUACUUUGUGUUAUCACCAUAAACAUUAUCAACACAUUUUGUACAUAAAAGACAUGUAAGAUUGAAAUUUAAAUAAAAUAAUAACUUUGUAAGCAAAGAGCAUUUAUUUAGGUAUUUUCAUGUUGUUUACUUAUAAUAAUAUCAAGCAUUUAUAGAGCGCUCCUUUCACAUAAGGUAUCACAGCGCUUGUCUGACUUUGAUUUCUUUGUCUUUAAUAAGCUGCAUAAAGAGUUUGUUCAAAAUUUCAUUAUUCUUUUUUUUUGCAUGAAUUAAAAAAACGAAAGACAAAUUUUAUAGAG